GCCGGUACUCCGCUGUCAUGGCGCCGAACGUAAACAAUAGCGGUCGCGUCGUUCUGACCGCGUUCGGCUAAGCUGACCGACGACGGCUAACGCGACGGUGGAACCGCACCCGUCACCCGAAGGUGCACCCAGGCAGCAGGGAAAUAUGUCUGCAGGGAAUAAGGCCAUAGAGCUGCAGCUUCAGAUGCGGCAGAAUGCGGAGGACUUGCACAGCUUCAUGAGGGAGCUGGACAGCUGGGAGAAGGAGAUCAAGCAGAAGGACGAGGAGCUGAGGACAGGAGGGCUCCAAGAGGCUCAGACAAACCUCCCGCCCGUGCGUAACAAAGACUACAGAAAGAAGAGAAGGGAGAAGAAAAAAUCCACAGGCAACGGGCAUCUAAAGAUCGAGGAACCCAAGCAAAUGCCCAGAAUAAAAUCACACGACUAUCAAGCAUGGGAUAAAUUCGAUGUGGAUAAGGCUUUGGCAGCGAUGAAUAAGGAGGAUAGCCCGGUGGAGUCAAAUGAGUCGGACUCAGAGGAAGGUGCAAUAGCUGUGGAUCAGGAGUGCGCGCUGGCCGAGAAGACAACUGGUAACAGGCUGUUCAAAGAGGGGAAGUAUGACGAUGCUAUUGAGUGUUACACCAGAGGAAUGAGUGCAGACCCUUACAACCCCAUUCUUCCAGUAAACCGGGCUGCGUGCUUCUUCAGACUCAGAAAAUUUGCUGUGGCGGAAUCAGAUUGCAACUUGGCGAUUGCGCUGGACAGUAACUACUUUAAAGCGUUUGCUAGAAGAGGGGCAGUGAGAUUUGAACUGAAAAAAUAUGAAUCUGCCCUGGAAGAUUAUGAGAUGGUUCUCAAACUAGACCCUGGAAAUGUGGAAGCCCAGAAUGAGGUGAAGAAAAUUAAAGCGGCAUUACACUCUGAGGGAGCCACAGUCCCAUGUGAAGCCACAGCCCUGAAAGAGGCCCCUGUGAUGGAUCCCAAGCAACAGAGACUGAUCGAAGAACAGCAGAAAAGGCAGGAGGCAGUGAUGCAGAAAGACAGAGGCAAUGCCUAUUUCAAAGAGGGAAAAUAUGAAGCUGCUGUGGAGUGCUACAGCAGAGGCAUGGAGGCAGACGGUACCAAUGUUCUCUUACCAGCCAAUCGAGCCAUGGCUUAUCUCAAGCUGGAGAAGUAUAAGGAGGCGGAGGACGACUGCAGUGCAGCCAUAUCCCUGGACAACACAUACUCCAAAGCGUUUGCCCGCCGAGGGACUGCGAGGAUGGCUCUCCGAAAGCUCACCGAGGCCAAGCAAGAUUUUCAGGAGGUGCUGAAACUCGAGCCAGGGAACAAGCAGGCGUUGAACGAGCUCCAGAAAAUCCAGAUUGACAUGGGUACCUGUGGUCCCUUAGAAACACAGGAAGAGACACCAAGGAGAACCGUCCAGCCGGUCAACAAGCCACCUCACUUGCAGUCAACUAAACCGCUGAGGAGGCUUGACAUCGAAGAGGUUGGCGGUAAGACCCUGGAGCCAAAGGAACACUCCAGACCCCAAAACUGUGCGCCCGUCGGCCGGGACGUGGCAAGGGAGGACCAGGGCAAAGCCUCCCCGCUGUCAACAUCCCCCAGCGCCAAGAUGAUAAAGAUCGAGGAGAUCUCAGACGUCCCCUUAUGGUCACCUGCCCAAGGUCCUGAAGGGGAUGGCGUCAGUGGACAGAUAGAGGAGAAACCAGGAAAGGACACCAUCAGUCUGCCAGAGACACCAGCUGCAUCCUCGUCUGCAGAACCAGAAACCCUUCUUCCUCCUCCAACCAACAGCUUCCAGCUGGAAGCGGACUUCAGGAAGAUCGGAAAUCAGCCCGAAAUGAUUUACAAAUACCUGAGGCAAAUCAAGCCGGAGGGCUACGCCAAGAUCUUCCAGAACUCCCUUGAAUCUGACAUCCUCAAUCAGAUCUUGACGGCGCUGCAUGAUUUCUACACCAAGAAUGAAGAGCCAGUGCUCAUACUCGAGAUCCUGCAGAGUCUAGCGAGUGUGCGGCGGUUCGACAUGGUUGUCAUGUUCAUGUCCUCCCCAGAGAGGAGAGUUCUCCAGGAGUUGUUUGAGUUUCUUCGCCAAGCUGACCUGGACGGAUCCUCCGUUGGAGCGCUACAGAAGAAAUACGGCGUGUGACACUGAAAAUGUCAC
Messenger RNA from Lampris incognitus (smalleye Pacific opah), 2143 nucleotides. It is a transcript of the gene rpap3, whose product is annotated as RNA polymerase II associated protein 3. The transcript is spliced from 17 exons. The coding region runs from base 146 to 2128 and encodes 660 amino acids. Lineage: Eukaryota; Metazoa; Chordata; Actinopteri; Lampriformes; Lampridae. Gene Ontology annotation, molecular function: protein binding. The record is from RefSeq and is a predicted model, not a curated record.